Messenger RNA from Myiozetetes cayanensis, 1532 nucleotides. RefSeq names its product sirtuin 3 (gene SIRT3). NCBI's taxonomy places the organism in Eukaryota, Metazoa, Chordata, Aves, Passeriformes, Tyrannidae. The record is from RefSeq and is a predicted model, not a curated record. Gene Ontology annotation, molecular function: NAD+ binding; histone deacetylase activity, NAD-dependent.
CGGGGCUGCUGGCGGCCGCGGCGUGGAGGAGCCUGUGGGAGCGCGGCCCCCGCCACGGCGGCGGCGGAGGGAGCGCGGCCCGGUCCGGCCGGGUGGGCGGCGGCAGAGCGGGGAGAGCCAAAGUUGCUGACAGUUCUCUCAGGACACACCUACUGUGCUUCCCCCCCGUGCUGAGCAGGAUCCAGGGCUCCAGGCCCUUCUCUCUGAGUUCUGCCAGAGCCAUUUUGGGCCGGGGCAGGUGGGGAGGUGACGAGGGGAAGGAGAAGCUCACCUUGAAGGAGGUGGCCGAGCUCCUCCAGAAGAAGGAAUGUCGCCGUGUGGUAGUGAUGGCCGGAGCCGGGAUCAGCACACCCAGCGGCAUCCCAGACUUCAGGUCCCCCGGGAGCGGCCUGUACAGCAACCUGGAGCAGUACGACAUCCCCUACCCUGAGGCCAUCUUUGAGCUGGGCUAUUUCUUUGUCAACCCCAAACCCUUCUUCACCCUGGCCAAGGAGCUCUACCCCGGCAACUACCGCCCCAAUUCCGCCCACUACUUCCUGCGGCUGCUGCACGACAAGGGGCUGCUCCUGCGCCUCUACACCCAGAACAUCGACGGGCUGGAGAGAAUGGCUGGGAUCCCUCCCGACAAGCUGGUGGAAGCCCAUGGCACCUUUGCCACUGCCACCUGUACAGUGUGUAAGAGGAACUUCCCCGGAGAGGACUUCAGGGGGGAUGUCAUGGGAGACAGGGUCCCUUGCUGCCCUGUGUGCACUGGAGUUGUCAAACCCGACAUCGUGUUCUUCGGUGAGGAGCUCCCGCAGCGCUUCCUCCUGCACCUGGCAGACUUCCCCCUGGCAGACCUGCUCUUCGUCAUCGGGACGUCCCUGGAGGUGGAGCCCUUUGCCAGCCUGGCCGGAGCCGUGCGCAACUCCGUGCCCCGGGUCCUCAUCAACCGGGAGCUGGUGGGGCCCUUGUGGCAGCAGCGCCACAAUGACGUGGCCCAGCUCGGGGACGUGGUCGGGGGCGUCGAGAAGCUGGUGGAGCUGCUGGGCUGGAACAAGGAGCUGCAAAUGCUGAUCCAGAAGGAGAAAGAGAAGCUGGAUGCAAAGGACAAGUAGGACGGUGCUCCUGCCACCCCUCAGCACAUCAUUUGAUGAUGUCCAGCCAUGCAAUGUCACCAGCAAGCAGCAGGGCGCUCAUGCCAGCACACCCAGUGAGCUCCGUGUCUGCAGCUGGCUGUGUGGAUCUCCCUCCUUCCCAGCUGUCCAUCCCGGAGCCCCCUGCUGGGGCUGGUUCUAGGGAGCAGGAGCUGGAAGUUUUACAGCUUCCACUGAACUGAGCGUCCGAGGCCUCUCACGGCUCCUCCCCAGCCAUGUUCCCUCGGCCACGAUCCUGAGCUGCUGCAGACUGUUUAUUCUGCCAUGAAAUCUCUGCUAAUCAGGGUACAGUCUGGGGGUGGGGGGGCUGCCCCCAUUCCCAUUCCAGCUCAAGCUGCUGCAGGACUUCUGAAUCACUAGAGUGUUAAUUAUUUAUUAAUAAAGAGAUGGAAUUCA